AUGGCCAAGGUGCUGUUGCUCAUCUGCAUCGUGGUUUAUCCAGGAUCCUGUGCUCUCUGGGUGUCUCAGCCCCCUGAGAUUCGUGCCCGGGAGGGCACCACUGCCCUCCUGCCCUGCUCCUUCAAUGCCAGCCAAGGGACGGUGGCCAUUGGCUCUGUCACAUGGUACCAAGACAAAGUGGCCCCGGGGAUGGAGGUGAGCAACAUGACCCCAGAGUUCGGGGGCCGUGUGGCCUCUUUCGCUACUGUUCCCCAAUUUACCAGGGACCACACGGCAGAGCUGCUCAUACAGGACGCCCGAACCCAUGACACCGGAAUCUAUGUGUGCAGGGUGGAGGUGCUAGGCCUGGGUGUUGGAACAGGAAACGGUUCUCGGCUGGUGGUGGAGAAAGAGCCUCCUGAGCAAGCCUCCGGCUCAGAGCGAGCAGCCCACACACGUCUCCUCCUCCGGGCCGGAUUCUAUGCCCUCAGCUUUCUCUCUGUGGCCACGGGCAGUACCCUCUAUUAUCAGGGCAAAUGCCCCUGUCACGUGGGAGCACACCUCCGACCCCCCCACAGCCUGUGA
Messenger RNA from Onychomys torridus (southern grasshopper mouse), 564 nucleotides. It is a transcript of the gene Ncr3, whose product is annotated as natural cytotoxicity triggering receptor 3. Bases 1 to 564 code for a protein of 187 amino acids. The transcript has 4 exons. Lineage: Eukaryota; Metazoa; Chordata; Mammalia; Rodentia; Cricetidae. Gene Ontology annotation, biological process: natural killer cell activation; positive regulation of natural killer cell mediated cytotoxicity; immune response-activating cell surface receptor signaling pathway. The record is from RefSeq and is a predicted model, not a curated record.